Colletotrichum truncatum is the source of this 1245-nucleotide messenger RNA. RefSeq names its product sis domain-containing protein. Gene Ontology annotation, molecular function: carbohydrate derivative binding. NCBI's taxonomy places the organism in Eukaryota, Fungi, Ascomycota, Sordariomycetes, Glomerellales, Glomerellaceae. The record is from RefSeq and is a predicted model, not a curated record. Gene Ontology annotation, biological process: carbohydrate derivative metabolic process.
AUGGGAGACCACCGUCAUAUGCCGGUGCAGACCAGCGCUGUAUAUGUUCUUGGCGCACCACAUUGCGACUCAAUGCCGCCCCCAUCGCCUCCCUCGCCACCCGUAUCACCACCGGAAGAAGAGUUCUAUGGAGAGUUGGAAGAACUCAGCUUAGGAUCUCCCGACGAUAUUCCCGAGAAGGACGAGAGUUGUGCAAAAGUGCAAGACAGGUUGCACGCAGCAACGCAUGUCCUCAAGACAGAGGCCGCAGCACUACGCUCAGUCGCGGCAUUAUAUGAGACAGAUCCAGUCGCCCGGGAUGGCUUCAACCGUACAGUCGCGGCAAUCACGCGCCACAAGGGCGAGAAGGGCAAGCUCAUUAUUACGGGUGUUGGCAAGUCCGGACACAUCGCCAACAAGCUGGUGGCGACUUUCAACAGCCUCUCCAUCACCUCAGUCUUUUUGAACCCCAUUGAUGCUUUGCACGGCGACUUGGGUAUCAUCCAACGACAUGAUAUCCUCAUGUUCAUCACGUUUUCUGGCAAGACGUCAGAGCUUUUCGGUCUCUUGCCUCACCUCGACAAACCUUCUUCAUUAAUCAUUCUCACGGGUCACACACGGCCAGACACGUGCGAGCUCAUCAAGUUACGGCCAGAUACCAUUCUUCUGCCCGCUCCGGUCCAUGAGAGCGAGACCGCAUCGUUUGGGGUUUCAGCGCCGACGACGUCGACGACGGUUGCUCUGGCGGUUGGCGAUGCCCUCGCCAUCGCCGCGGCACAGGAACUCCAUUCCAGCGUCUCGCAGGUGUUCUCUAAGAACCAUCCCGGAGGUGCCAUUGGCGCCUCUUUCAGGAAACCACAGACGAUCUUGGAUCUGGCGGUACCCUGGACCGAUAUACCCGACUCGGGCGCCCUAUGUACGGGAAGCGUCGGGGCGGACCUCUUCCGGGCAGCGUAUGACUCGGCCUCGGGCUGGGUUCGCGUUGGCGAUAACGUGGCGUCCCCGAGCCGGAUCAGGAAACUGGCCACGGAGGACUUCACGCGGAGUCUGCGGGAGAUUUCCGGGCUAAUGGUGCCGCGAGCUGAGAUGUUGUCCAUCUCUGCAGGCACAACAAUACGGCGAGCGGUUGAAUUCGUGAAGAGCAUGCAGGAGGCAGCAGAUGACGAUGAGUACAUUUGCGACUCUGAUUCUAUCGUGGCUGUUCUCGAUCAGGGCGACAUGGUAGGCGUUUUGGAGGUCGGGAAGCUCCUCGAGUGGCGGGAUUAA